Penicillium daleae is the source of this 1002-nucleotide messenger RNA. RefSeq names its product putative mitochondrial carrier protein. Gene Ontology annotation, molecular function: glycine transmembrane transporter activity. Bases 1 to 1002 code for a protein of 333 amino acids. Lineage: Eukaryota; Fungi; Ascomycota; Eurotiomycetes; Eurotiales; Aspergillaceae. Gene Ontology annotation, biological process: glycine import into mitochondrion. The transcript has 2 exons. The record is from RefSeq and is a predicted model, not a curated record. Gene Ontology annotation, cellular component: mitochondrial inner membrane; mitochondrion.
AUGUCGAAUAACAGCGCCUAUGUGGUGCCACCAGUGAAGAAGACUAGCACAUCCACAUCAUCCAAAACAGUCUUCCACUUUGCCGCCGGCCUCUGCUCAGGUCUCACCUCCUCCAUCCUUCUCCAACCAGCCGAUCUUCUCAAAACCCGAGUCCAACAAUCCGGCAAAGCCAACGCGCUCCUCCCCACUCUCAAAGCCAUCCUCUCUUCUCAAAAUCCUAUCCGCAAUCUAUGGCGUGGAACACUUCCCUCCGCCCUUCGAACGGGGUUCGGUUCUGCCCUCUACUUCACCAGUCUGAACGCCCUGCGCCAGACAAUCGCCCAGGCCAAUCCUCCUCUCGCCCUAUCAAAUCCAUCAACAACAAGCACAUCCUCCUCCGCUCUACCAAAACUCUCUAAUACGGCAAACUUGGCCACGGGUGCCGUCGCUCGCGUCGCCGCAGGAUUCGUGAUGAUGCCCGUCACCGUGCUCAAGGUGCGCUAUGAGUCAGACUACUACGCCUACCGCAGCCUCUGGGGCGCCGGCCGUGAUAUAGUACGCACCGAGGGUGUGCGCGGUCUCUUCGCUGGCUUCGGCGCCACGGCGGCUCGAGACGCCCCCUAUGCCGGCCUCUACGUGCUUCUCUAUGAGCAGCUAAAACGCCGUCUUGCCUCAAUGACCACGACAAGCUCUACCACCUCUGACGGGACCCCUCUGGCAGGAGUGUCCUCGUCCUCAAUCAACUUUGUCUCAGGCGCCACGGCAGCUGGUCUAGCCACCGCUAUCACAAACCCCUUCGACGCGGUCAAAACGCGGCUGCAACUGAUGCCCGCCAAAUACGGCAACAUGGUCCGGGCAGUGCGCUUAAUGAUUCAUGAAGAUGGCAUGCGCAGUCUCUUUGGUGGUCUGGGCCUGCGUAUGGCUCGAAAGGCAUUGAGCUCUGCGCUGGCCUGGACAGUCUAUGAGGAACUCAUCUUGCGGGCUGAGAAGCGAUGGGCCGCGAAUCAUCAGAUGAGUCUGUAG